AUGAAUCCGGACGCCUUUCGCGAACACUUCGACAGGGUGAUACGAUACCCUGGAAUGUCCAUGGAAGAAGCUGGCGCAUCGUGCAACUGGCCGGACGAAAGCAAGGUCAAUUUCCAGUUCGCAAAGGGACAAUCGUCGUAUGGAACGGACACCAACUGGACGGUGGAGGCACGGCCGCAGAAAGAGUUGGACGAGCAACGAGAGAUCUGGCACAAGUUCAUAAAGCAUGAUCUGCUGAAGUGGAAAGAUUACAAGCACAAAUUCAGUGGACGGGGGAUCGUAAUUGUAGGCGGAAGAAAGCCGAAGCGAGUCAAUGUGCUGUUGAGGACGUUAAAGAAUGUGGGGUCACAGAUGCCCGUGGAGCUACACUACUGGAAGGACGAGGUCGACGAGGAGAAGAAGAAGAGGUUUCGGGAGGUCUACCCCAACAUCUACUUCAACGAUCUCUCUGCACCGUCAAACAUAAUACAAACAAUGUACGGCAAGGGCGGUUCGCAUUUUUCAGACAAUCUCAAAACCGCAGCGAUGGUCAACUCUCGUUUCGACGAACCACUGCAGCUUGAUAGCGACAACAUUCCAAUCUUUGCCCCGGAUUCUCUUUGGGAGUCGGAUGUGUACAAGAAGCACGGAAGCAUAUUCUGGCCCGACAUCGCGCGCACACGACCUAACAACCCAGUCUGGUCCAUCACGAACACGAAAUGCCGCAUGGACGAAUACGAAAUGGAGAGUGGACAGGUGCUGGUCGACAAGAAGAAGCUCUGGUACCAUCUCCAACUGGCUGCAUUCAUAAACCACCCAGUGCUCAAGAAUGGAAUAUACCACGAGAGCUAUUACUUCGACUUCUUGCUCGGCGACAAGGACACCUUUCGUUUCGCAUGGCACGCGCUCAAGACCAAGUUCGGCAAACCCGCAAAGGCUGUCACCAGCGUGGGCACUCAAUCAGGCGACGAUGGAUUCUACUGCGGACACAGCUUUUUGCAAUACCACCCCGAUGGCAGACCUCUCUUCAUGCACGGCGGACUACUAAAGACGAUGCAAAAGCCAAUCAUGAAAUGGCAACGCGAACAAAAAGGUGGCAUUUAUCAAGCCUACAAGAAGAGCGACUAUGAGGAAGACCACGAUAAGCUCAUCAACGUAGCUCUUGGCUGGGAUGCCAUGGCUUACUUCCCCUACAAGGAGCAACUCAAUAAUGACGAACCUGUAUGGUGCUUAUUCAUGCCUGACGUCAAGGCAAGACCUCUGGAGGAGCUGGUUCCUGGUUUCAACAAGGCGUUCGAGGCAGUGGGAGGCUACUGGACGAUUGAAAGCGAGGGCGAGUCGAAUAAACAGGUAGAGCAGACUGAGGCUUGA
This is a messenger RNA of Zymoseptoria tritici IPO323, 1350 nucleotides long. RefSeq lists its product as uncharacterized. The coding region runs from base 1 to 1350 and encodes 449 amino acids. Gene Ontology annotation, molecular function: alpha-1,2-mannosyltransferase activity. The transcript has 2 exons. Gene Ontology annotation, biological process: mannan biosynthetic process. NCBI's taxonomy places the organism in Eukaryota, Fungi, Ascomycota, Dothideomycetes, Mycosphaerellales, Mycosphaerellaceae. The record is from RefSeq and is a predicted model, not a curated record. Gene Ontology annotation, cellular component: Golgi apparatus.